AUGUCCCCUCUCCUAUUUGCUCUCUGUAUGGACUAUUUAGCAAGGGUGAUUGAUUACAUUGGUGAACAAGAAGGUUUUAAAUACCAUGCUAGAUGUAAAGAGUUGAAGCUAGCUCAUCUCUGCUUUGCUGAUGAUUUGCUCCUGUUUUGCAAUGGAGAUUUUAGAUCCAUAUACACCUUAUUGCAGGGGGUUCAAAUGUUUUCUAAUGUGUCUGGGUUGGAGGUUAAUAGGAGUAAAUCUGAAGUGUACUAUGCAGGGAUGAGUGAUGAAGAAAUUCAAAGAGUUAAAGAUGUGAGUGGUUUUCAAACUGGGAAGCUACCAUUCAAAUACUUGGGAGUUCCUAUCUCCUCUAAUAAGCUGAAAGCUAGUGAUUGUCAAUCUUUGGUUGACAAGAUGAUAAUGAGAAUUAAAACCUGGAGCACUAGGAACUUGUCAUUUGCUGCUAGAUGCCAAUUGAGUGGUACUCAUAAUGAUGCUAAACCUGGAGCUGUUAAGUGGGAGUCUCUCUGCAAAUCUAAAGCUGCUGGAGGUCUUGGUCUCAGAAGUACUAUGAACUGGAAUAUAGCAGCAGUAGGGAAGCUUGCUUGGUGCAUUGCUCAAAAGCAAGAUAACAUGUGGGUGAAGUGGGUUAAUGAGAUGUAUAUCAAGGAACAACAGUGGAGUACUUAUGUUGCUCCUGAUAACUCAAGCUGGGCAUGGAAGUAUAUUUUUCAGGCAAAAGAAGAAAUGAAGGUGAAGCUUAGAGGGGAUCAAUGGUUGCAAGACAUCAGGUAUAGCAUUAAGAAACAGUAUACAACACUGAAUGGAAGUGAUACAAGAGUCCAAUGGAGCUCUUAUGUGUGGAAUAGAUACUCUCAACCUAAGCAUCGAUUUAUCCUAUGGCUGAGUGUGCAAAACAGGCUGAAAACCAAAGACAGGUUGAAAAAAAUUAGUGUGUGUGCUGAUGAUGUGUGUCCUAUAUGUGGACAACAUGGUGAAACUGUUAAGCACUUAUUCUUCAAAUGUUACUACAGUAGUCAGUGCAUUGAGCAGGUGCUAAGAUGGUUGGGUAUGCAUUGGAAUGCCAUAAAUGUGUUUCAGCUAUGUAGAUGGAUCAAAGGGAGAUACACAGGGUCCAGUUUUCAGAAAAAGGUGGGACUAGCUGCUAUGGCUGCUACAGUUUACACCAUCUGGGGAGUGCGUAAUUCUGCGCAUUGGGAAGGCCUUGUGGUGACUAGCAGUAAGACUGUACAGGAGAUAAAGUAUUGUGUGAAAGAGAGAAUUGUUAUCUUUAUCUCCAAUUCCUUAGAAGUUUUAUUGCAAACAUGA
Beta vulgaris subsp. vulgaris (sugar beet) is the source of this 1308-nucleotide messenger RNA. RefSeq lists its product as uncharacterized. The coding region runs from base 1 to 1308 and encodes 435 amino acids. The transcript has 2 exons. NCBI's taxonomy places the organism in Eukaryota, Viridiplantae, Streptophyta, Magnoliopsida, Caryophyllales, Amaranthaceae. The record is from RefSeq and is a predicted model, not a curated record.